CAGUGGGUUGGAGUAGGCUGGAGUACAAAAAAAGAAUGAAUAGUACACUUGUUCGUGGCCUGCCGUCCAUGCUGUGUGCCGCGAAUUUCUUCAAAGCUUUUGCCAACUUUCCCACUUUGCCUUUAUGAGCAUCUAAUGUAGGCUGUCUGCGACAUUUCAGCCUAAGACAGAAGAAAACCGUGCAGCUUACAGCAACGACAGACGUCUGGUCACCGUACAUGAUGCCAGCUUCAAGAGGACAGGCGGAUCUUCAGCCCGCAGGAACGCUCAACGUGAAUCACUAUGCCACUAAGAAGAGUGUAGCAGAGAGCAUGCUGGACGUGGCGCUGUUGAUGGCAAACGCUUCUCAGCUGAAGGCCGUUCUGGAGCAGGGCCCUGAGUUCAAGUAUUACCUCACUGUCAUCAUUCUCAUCGCUGCUUCGCUCUUCUUCCAAGUGCUCGCUGGGGCGCUCUUCGUCAACAUGGCACGCAAAAACCUCAAUGACGUGGCCAAUCAGAGGAAGCUGGACAUAAUGAAUAAUGUGGCCACUGGGCUGGUGUUUCUUACUGUCUUCAUCAACAUUUUCAUCACGGCGUUCGGUGUGCAGAAAACAGGUCUCUAUCCUAAGCAGUAAACUGUCUCAAGCAACAUACAGGAUCUCCAGAACAAUAGCGGUUGUAAAAGUCCAGAACAUUCUGAAGGACAUCUCGAGAGACUUCCUUCUAUUUGUUAUAUUAAAUUAGACACAUGUGAUUUUAGUAUUUAUUUUACAUUACAUUACAUUGUAUUUGUUUUAAAGAUGUUUUGGGACGUUCUACCAGAAACAUACAUAAUCUGUCCUUGAACUGGUACAGUGAAUGUUUCAUCCAAAAAAUGUGUCAAACUGACUGAUGUUUGAUUUCUGUGAGUUGUUCUGUAAAGGAAUAUGUCAUUCAUUAAGAUCUCAGAUAUUUUGUCUUUACUAAAAACACUUUUGAAAAUCACAAAUCCCGUCCUUGUCCUUCUCCUCAGCCAAAUUGGACCUACAGCUUUCAUAGUGUUCAAAUUUGAUUUAGAAAAAACCCAAUCAAUAGCAAGUUUAAGUUGUUAUCAUUCAUAUCAAUUGAUUAAAAACAUGAAAUUAUACAUACAUACAUUCUACCAAUAAAUACUACUUUACAACUGUCCCCUUGUUUUUGGUCAGUCCUGUCACAUUUACAUAAAACUCAACAUAAAAUGUGUGCAAUACACCUUUGGUUUGACUCCGAGGAAAAGACACAUCAUUUGACUGAGGUGAAGCUGACACUGAUCAAGGGUGAGCUCUGUCAUUGAAUUGUAUGAUUUUAAGCUGGUUUUUGUAUGGUUUUUUUAGGAGGACGAGCUUACGUGUCAGGCACUGUCACGGUAAAUGUAUGUUUCUGGUAGAAUGUCCCCUUUAAUAAAAUUAACUAUGAAUGAGAUAACGUUUACCAAGUUGGAUGUCUAAAUAUAAAUAAAAUAACAUUACUUCAUUAUCUUAGCUAUUUAGUGUAGAUUCUCUUCUCUGACUAAAAAUAAAGGUUUAUUCUGAAACAUUAUUGUGUCCAAUUUACUAUAUUUAAAUGAUAUCUGACACCUCAUGUUGUAAUUUAAGCAUAUGU
Molecule: messenger RNA, 1599 nt
Organism: Triplophysa rosa
Lineage: Eukaryota; Metazoa; Chordata; Actinopteri; Cypriniformes; Nemacheilidae
Gene: ninj2
Product: ninjurin 2
Exons: 4
Coding region: 219-614 (131 amino acids)
Biological process (GO): tissue regeneration; cell adhesion
Cellular component (GO): membrane
Source: RefSeq, a predicted model, not a curated record